AUGAGAAGGUCAUCAGAAGCUGAAGUUCAAACUCCACUUGGGGUAAAACUUGAAGCUGCUACACUUUUAAUUGCAGAAAAGAAAAAGAGCUCCAUAUCUGGUGAAGCAAAAAAUGCUAUUGGGGAUUUCUUGGAUGAUGAGAAUGUGAUGGCUACUCUUCUCUUCUUAGGAGCUGGUGGACAUGUUGAGACUUCUGAGUUCUUGAAGAAGCUGGUGCCAUGUAUCUUAUGUGUUGGUACCUUGCUAAAUCCUAAUGUCAAAGGGUCCUCGCCUAAACAACUGCACAAAGUUUAG
Molecule: messenger RNA, 294 nt
Organism: Sphenostylis stenocarpa
Lineage: Eukaryota; Viridiplantae; Streptophyta; Magnoliopsida; Fabales; Fabaceae
Source: the annotation of a GenBank genome assembly